This is a messenger RNA of Sinocyclocheilus anshuiensis, 1081 nucleotides long. Its product is annotated as WD repeat-containing protein 92-like. Bases 1 to 930 code for a protein of 309 amino acids. The record is from RefSeq and is a predicted model, not a curated record. Gene Ontology annotation, molecular function: protein binding. The transcript is spliced from 8 exons. NCBI's taxonomy places the organism in Eukaryota, Metazoa, Chordata, Actinopteri, Cypriniformes, Cyprinidae.
AUGCUACAACUUAUUAAAAAUAAGCAGCUGGUCAGAGAGAUAGAGAAAGCCAAGCCGAUCAAGUGUGGGACGUUUGGAGCCACAUCUCUCCAGCAGAGUCAUCUGGCCACGGGGGACUUUGACGGCAGCCUGAAUGUUUGGAAUCUGGAGGUGCCGGAGAGCCCGGUGUACUCGGUGAAGGCACACAAGGAGAUCAUCAACAGCAUUGAUGGAGUGGGGGGACUGGGCAUCGGUAACGGGGCCCCUGAGAUCGUCACUGGGAGCCGAGAUGGCACAGUCAAAGUGUGGGACUCCAGGCAGAAAGACACGCCUGUGGUGAACAUGGAGCCCGUGGAGGGAGAAACCAAGAGAGACUGCUGGACCGUUGCUUUCGGUUAUGCUUUCAAUGCCCAGGACCGCUGUGUGUGUGCUGGCUACGACAACGGUGACGUCAAGUUAUUUGAUCUCAGAAAUAUGUCUUUACGAUGGGAGACAAACAUCAAGAACGGGGUGUGUUCUGUUGAAUUUGACAGAAAAUACAUCAACAUGAACAAACUAGUGGCAACGUCUUUAGAGGGCAAGUUUCAUGUGUUUGACAUGAGGACCCAGCACCCCACCCAAGGCUUCGCUUCCGUGUCGGAAAAGGCUCACAAGUCUACAAUAUGGCAAGUGAGGCAUUUGCCUCAAAACCGCGACAUCUUCAUGACAGCCGGCGGAGCCGGUAAUCUGCAUCUAUGGAAAUAUGAGUAUCCAGCCCAGAGGACUAAAAAGGGUGCGGACGAUGUAGACAUGGGCGUCGCUGGCUCUGUGAACCUCCUGCAGAACGUCACUCUGUCCACACAACCCAUUUCCAGUCUCGACUGGAGCCCGGACAAACAGGGCCUCUGUGUUUGCUCUUCCUUUGACCAGUCUGUACGAGUCCUCAUCGUGACCAAACUCAACACAAUCUGACUGAACUCCAGGUAACAGACUGGAAUAUCUGAUGACUGGUUACAUGCCACAUGUACAGUAUAUCUUAAGUUCAUAUAUUUGAGUUAUUGUUUUUUAAGAAAACAGUAAUUCUUUGUGAUGUUAGCCGGUGUUCUUAUGCACAAUGUGAAGA